GCUCUCUGCGCGGUCGGGGUUACAUGCUGCUCUCCACGCAGUCCGUGCUGCAGCAGCGAUAAAUGUGGUCCUUGAACGACUCAUAGCCAGGGCACAUUCGUAUGGCCCUUAGGAUAAAGGGGUUUUGGCGUGACCUCAACACGUAAAUUCCAACGUGCUGCCUUUAUGAUUGCGCAAUCCUAACAGUCUGUGGUUAAACGUCACAGCAGUAAAGAGGCGGAGGGGAGGAGGAUGAUAAUGCAGCGCAUCUUGACUCAUGGCACACUGCGGCGGGUGGCAGCAGCACGUCAGUUACUGGUGGGUGUCUCGAUCUCUGAGCCACCGGUAGCAUUUUGUUGCUGUACCCUCCGCCUGUCACCGCCAGCACCCACAGGCCGGCUCUGGCUUUCAACCUCAGCGUCCAGCAAGGCAGCACAUCAGCCAAAACACCAGCCGCCACAAGAUGAGCCACAGUCCAGCUCCACACCUCAAACACAGGAGGUCAAGAAAGGGGAAGCUAGGCCUGAUAUUGGAGAGGUGGACCCCCUGCAGGACAAGUCCAUCGGUCUGGUCCAGAGGUUUAAGAGGACGUUCAAACAGUAUGGGAAGGUUUUGAUCCCUGUACAUCUCGUGACGUCCUCUUUGUGGUUUGGAACCUUCUAUUAUGCUGCUAUGAAAGGUGUGAAUGUAGUGCCCUUCCUGGAGAUGAUUGGUCUACCAGAGUCACUAGUUGGCCUGUUGAGAGAUUCCUCGAGUGGCUACGCUCUGACUGCAUACGCCAUGUACAAGAUUGCAACCCCUGCUAGAUAUACGGUGACUCUGGGUGGCACGUCACUAUCUGUUCAGUACCUCCGCAAGCACGGCUACUUAUCCACACCACCGCCGGUUACAGAAUACAUCCAGGACAAAAUGGAGGAGACAAAGGAGAAACUGACAGAAAAGAUGGAGGAGACGAAAGAGAGAUUUUCAGAGAAAAUGGAGGAAACAAAAGAACGUAUCUCUGGGAAAAUGGAGGAGACUAAGGACAAGCUUUCUGAGAAACUGCAGGAAACCAAAGAAAGAGUCUCAGAGGGAAAAGCAUUUUUUAGAAAGAAAAAUGAAUAACCAAUCCUGUUUACAGAUGCUGUCUCUGAAUCUAUGAUCCUAUUUUGAUCUCAACAAGUAAUCAGUGAGUUUGGGGCAAGUAAUAGACGGCACUUAUGAGACUUUUCAAACAGAAGAGAGAGACUUUGUACUAUCCUUGUCCUAAAAUUUCACCUCGCACAUCUCAGUUAUCAGCUGUUGUCUAUUUAAGUGUCAAAUUCUGUCUCUAAUUGUCCAAACUCUGCCACGAUGCACUGUAAGUGUAGACUAGACAGCAGCUUAGCAGACUCCUGGCAAUGCUACAUUCUGGCUCAGUCAUCUCAGACUGGAUUUACAAAGGCUCAAAUAAUCUUGACUGUAAAAAAAAGAAGAAACUGUCUUCUUAUUUCUCUUCAUAUUAAUACACAAAAAUAAGUAAGGUUUUGAAAGGGUUAAAAACAAUCUGUCAGAUGGACACACAGCAUCUAUUACAGACUGUAUGGGAGAGAGCAGAGCUGAUCCCUCUGGUCUUUAAAAUAAAACUUGAAGCUCAUGGUUACCUGUGUGUACUAGUCCAUUAAAGCCUUUCUGGAUCGCUGGGUAUCACCUUGUGUCUUUUCUAAUGUAAGGAGAAAGAAAUUAAGUUUUCUAAUGUAUUUUUGUCCCAUAGCCUGAGUUAAUAUAUUACAUUCCUUUGGUCACUGUACCACUUCAUGUGUUGACUGAAAGUUGUGUGUGAAAACAAGUCAAAUCAUUGUUUGAAAGCUGCUCUUGGAGCACAAAAAGCCACAGUACGUGUCAGGUAACGGGAUGAGAUUAGUCAUACGUGUAAAUGUGUACAGCAGCAGUAAGCACACUGUGGAAUACAUGGGACUUAAGUGUUGACAGUGUGCCAGAUGAAAUGUCUUGGGUGUUUGUGUAUUACAUACACAAGUGUUCUGUCAGUAAUUCAAACAGAUGUCUGAUUAAAAUUGCAACUGAAUAACGUGAAA
Epinephelus lanceolatus (giant grouper) is the source of this 2033-nucleotide messenger RNA. RefSeq lists its product as uncharacterized. The record is from RefSeq and is a predicted model, not a curated record. Gene Ontology annotation, cellular component: mitochondrion. Lineage: Eukaryota; Metazoa; Chordata; Actinopteri; Perciformes; Serranidae.